Echinostoma caproni is the source of this 486-nucleotide messenger RNA. NCBI's taxonomy places the organism in Eukaryota, Metazoa, Platyhelminthes, Trematoda, Plagiorchiida, Echinostomatidae. The record is from the annotation of a GenBank genome assembly.
AUGCUCUGUCUCUCUCUGAUAUGUUUUUUGCCGCACUAUAAUGUUGCGAUCACUGCCACCUCGUUUCGUGUUUUUUGUUUAUCAUCUUCGUUGACACCCCAUCAGUCGCAUUUUCAUGCCCUACCUAAUCCGCAGCAGUCGAACUGGAGGUCGGGAGUUAAUCGUCCGGGGGCUCUACCGUCCGCAACCGGUCAGCCAUGCGCUGCGGAAAACUAUGCGUCUCCGAUUCGAUUGGGUGACGAGACGCGCAAUCCUUGCGAAGUACCGCUUUCAAAUCCGCCCGGCACACGGGUACCAGACGAUCCGAAUCAACGACUGCGAGACUGGCUCAGUGGUCCGAUUGAAUUAGAGGAUCCGGUCGAUGAAACAUUGGCUUAUUUGCGUGAAAUGUUGGACUGGCGACUAUUGUUCAGUAUUACGUUCCUCGUACUGAUUGUGGCCUGCUCGCUAAAUAUGCUUGGUAAGUUAGAAAUCAUAAUCAAAUAA